AUGGAGGCGUCGACGUCGUCCCUGUCAUCGUCGGCGCUCCCGAUGGACGUCCUCCUCGAGAUCUCGGCGCGCUCCGAUCCUGUAACCCUCGUGCGCUGCGCCGCCGCGUGCAAGGACCUCCGCCGGGAGAUCGCCGAUCCGGCCUUUCACCCGCGCCUCCGCCUCCGCCGCGCCGACCGGUUCAUGCCCUUGUUCUUCCGCGGCUUUUUCGUCCAGAACCAGCCCAACAAGGUCAUCGAGCCCCCCCGUUUUUCCGUCCCCGUCCGCCUUACGGAACCGUCCCCCGAGCCGUUCCGUUCCUUCUUGUUGGAUAACGACAGCAUCUUCGAGUUCUACCAUCCCGAGCUGGCGGCGAGCCGUGGCCUCGUCGCCCUCCGCUCCGACACCCCCGAGUCCGGAGGCCCCCCCGGCACGUGCGUGUUCAACCCCAUGACGGGCUACGUGAACUGCAUUCCGCCGCCGAAGAUCAACGCUCAAUCUUUCGUCUUGCUCACGAGCGACGACGGCGACCGCGCCUGCCAUUACCGCCAGGUCGCCGCAGAGCUGGCUUCAGGCCGCCUUAAGACCCAGGAAUUCUCGCCGGUCGACGACAACAGUCGGUGGCAGCCCAUCGCCGAGACCGCGGUGGCCCCGUGCCCUCAGGACGCCGCGCUCUUGCACCCUGCUCUCGUCCUCCAAGGCGACGCCCAAUGGCUGUGCAGGUCAUCAGAGUACCACUUCUUGCUGAGGUUCUCCCGCGCGCAGCUUCAGGCGUCCGUGACAAAAAUCGGCGGAAUCUGCGGCGAGCAGCUCCGCGGGCGCGGACCGGGGGAGCUCCUCCUGGUGUCGGACGGCCAAGGGAAGAAGCCGCAACUCCUCGUGGCCGUCGGGCUACAAAUAUCACUCUGGACGUUGUCUGACUCGAACGAUGGCAACGGCUGGUCCAUGCAGGUGCUGGUCGAGCCGGAGAGCAUCCACCAAGACGAUGUGUUGAGCGAGAGGCUCGAGCUGCGGUCGUUCGGUGCGAAGAGCGGUUACGUAUUCGUGCGGAUGGCGGGCGCGAAUGAGAGCUCCCUGUCGUGGUACUUCAUGCUGGAAUUGGCGACGAGGAGGGUUCGCGGGGUUUGCAAGGGCGAGCCCCAGAACGCGCUCGUCUACUUUCCCUAUGAGAUGGAUCUCUCCUUUUGGCGCCCAAAAUUCACUCGUCAAUUGCAGUAG
This is a messenger RNA of Triticum turgidum subsp. durum (durum wheat), 1197 nucleotides long. The record is from the annotation of a GenBank genome assembly. Lineage: Eukaryota; Viridiplantae; Streptophyta; Magnoliopsida; Poales; Poaceae.